CCAUCCCUCGCUCUCCACCCUCCCUGCCCUUCACGCAACGUCCGCCCGGCUGCCAAUUCGUGUCGAGUAACGGGGAGAGGGAUAUGGAGGGAGGGGGGUAGACAGGGAGGAAAGGAGCAAAGGGCUGUGAGUGAUGGGACAGACAGACAGACAGACAGACAGACCGGUGAUUGAGACACCAUGCCUGAGAUACACUACACCGCACGAUGAAUGAAUGGAGCAGACGUAUGUAUCGGUAACUCGAUCCCCCAACCAAGCAAAUACAUGCAUACCGCAAAGGUGGGGGCUGAAGCUGUACAUGCAUCUUUGUCAUCCAUCAGCAGCAAAAGUGUCUCACAUCCAUCCCACGAAUGAAUCCCUCCGUCCAUUCCAUGCAUAUGCGUCCGUCCAUCCAUCCCCCUCUCGGAUAUCCGUGGGGUCACACGUGCACGGAUAAAAAUCUUGCACCCUGUCUGCCUGCCGUCCCUACACACAUCGAUAUCCACCCCACCCGGGGCUGCCUGCCUGCCUGCCUGCCUGCCUGUACAAGACUCCUCUCAGUCCAUCUACUUAUCCACUGUCUGUCUGAGUGUCGGCUGCUACCAUAGCGUCAUGCAUGUGGUGUGCGUGCGUGUGUCAUCUGUGUUGGCUGUGCUGUCUAGAUUAGAUGUCUUCGUCGAACUCGGUGUGGUUGAGCUUCAGAUAGCCCUCCUCCUGCUGACGCAAAUACUCGUUGCCAAAACCAGCCUGCAUCCAUCAACCGCACACACACACAAACGACCAGAGGGUGGAUGUGCCAUUCGUUCGUCAAUCGGUGUGUCCAUGUAUGUAUGUUGGCUGGCUGGCAGGCUGACUGACCAGUCCGCCCAGGAGUGCGCCGAUUGGGUAGCAGUAGUGUUCCUCCCUGAGUAGUGCCAGUCUGAUUUGGUAGGCCACCUCGUCCUCCACGUCCAUGACGCCAAAGAUGAACCCAAACAGACCGCCCAUGACCAACGCUAUCGACAACACCAGCAUCACCUGACCACACCACACACACAACACACGCACACAGAUGCAUAAUCAAUCGUCAGCCGUGGCCCUGCGUGUGUGUGUGUGUGUGUGUGAGUGUGCCUACCUGGCUCUUUGAUUCGACGAGCGGCUUUGCCCCGUUGGGCUGCAGGAAGCCCAGGAAGUAGUUGAUGAGGUCCACGACUGAGAAUGUGAGUGCAAAGGCCACCGAGACGCCCAGGAUGGUGUAGAGGGGCACCUUGGCCAAAGGCGACAGACCCACAAACCAAUUCCGCUCCAAAACGAAACACAGCAGGCCCGACACCACGAUCUGACACACAUGGAGCAAAGGGACCAUACCAUGAUGGAUGGCUGUCUCUCUCCCCGUUGGUGGCGUGGCGUACCAUGACAGCGAAUCCGGUGAGCUGUUUUUUCCUCUGCUGUGCCUCCUCGUUGGCGUGGCCGAGGAUGCGCCACAGAAUGACGCUGCCGACCGUGAUAAACAGCACGCCGAAAUACUGACACACCAGGCAGACAGACAAGGGACAGCAGCACACACACGCACACACACACACGGGCAGCAGCAAUGCAUCCACAAUCAACGCGUGUGUGUCUGCUCUCCGUGAGUACCACAGAGAAGAAUGGGCUGAGUGAGAUUUCGACGAGUGUGCAGUUGACGACGAGGCUGAUGAUGAUGCCCAUGACCACACCGACAGCGGCAGACAAGGACCCCUUCCACACCAGCUCCUUGCUCAUCCUCAGCUGCAGCGGCGCCUUCGGCAUUUUUGACGAGUGAUGAUGAUUUGAUUGAAGAUCUCUCCCACCACACACAAGAUGAGCAGGACGUUGCUGAUCAGAUCUGCC
This is a messenger RNA of Vitrella brassicaformis, 1830 nucleotides long. The record is from the annotation of a GenBank genome assembly. NCBI's taxonomy places the organism in Eukaryota, Vitrellaceae.